UCUUCCGAAGUAAAUAAAUCUACUACUCUAUAACCAGCUCUCCUCAUCUCCAUUUCUAUGGCAGAGAGUUGGGCCUCUCCAAUCGACGUUAAAACCUCGCCGUCCUCCUGAUCCUGGUUCUUGAUUGGGAGCUGUAAAGCCAACGUGCAUAGAAAUUAGGAUUGCUCUGACUCUAUGAUUCCUUAGGUCACAAAAGUGUAGUGCUUAAAAUUACUUCGCUAGUAGCAAGGGACAAAGUCCUAAUCAUCCAUAAAAAGAGAAACUCUGUCUCUUUCACACCCAGGAAGCUUUUGGAAUCAUCCAUCUACUCCCACCAGCGAGAAGAACCCUAAAAAUGGCAAACCGAUGGGCGAGAAGACGCAGAGAGGUGCAGACCCACUUGCCAUUGCACAUCAGCCAUCCAUCCAGCUCCAUCUCGUACUGGUAUUGUGAUUUUAAGAUAUAUAACCUCAAUGAACAUAUAUUCUCUUUCGGACGCCGAUAUGCCAGAUUUCUGCAUGUUUGGUUCACAGUGGGAGUUGCCUUCAGUUUCAUUGCUCUACUUGGAGUUUCAUUGAUGCUACUCUGGGGUUCAGCUGGGCCUUAUCAUCUCCAAAGCAGAGAUAUGGGGAUUAAUGGUCUUUCAGUGAGUUGGUUGUUUGGGUUCUCCAGUUUGGUACCUGGAUUGAGCUUAUCAAUAAUGGAUGUUGGCAUUAUGAUAGUUUCAACACUGAUGUCUGUUGCACUACAUGAGUUUGGACAUGCUGUUGCUGCUGCAAGAACAAACAGUGAGGGCCUUCCAAUAGAGUACAUUGCCAUAUUCCUAGCAGUCUUGUUUCCUGGAGCCUUGGUUGCUUUCAACUAUGAUAUGCUACAGAGUUUACCUCAUUUUGCCGCCCUUCGAAUAUAUUGUGCAGGGAUCUGGCAUAAUUUAAUGUUUUGUGCAGUUUGUUUGCUGACAGUGUUCUUACUUCCUCUGAUGUUGCAUCCUCUUUACAUACACAAUGAAGGCCCCAUGGUUAUGGGGGUGGCCCAAACAUCUGCCCUAUCUGGAUAUUUGUCUCCUUAUGAUGUCAUUAUAUCGUUGGAUGGUUCAAACAUCAAAAGUCCUCAAGAAUGGAUGAACAAGAUGGCUCAAGUUAAUGCCCAAAUACUUCCUAAAUUUACCGACCUGGAAGAGCCUCUACAUUCUCAGGCUGUUAGUGGUAGAAAAGGAUAUUGCAUACCUAAUUCUUGGGUAGAAAAUAGCAGAAAUGACAAGUUUUCUUGUCCUGAUGGACUUACAGCUUUUGUGAGCAUACCCUGCUUCAAUUCAAGCUUGUUAGUUAGGAGCAUCCAUGGAGAUGGUGACAAGAACAAAGUAGAAGAUAGACAGUGCUUGACUGCUCAAGAUGUUGUCAAGUUAAAAAAAUGUGGAGAUGAAUGGGAACUGACUGGAAAUGAUAGAAGCCAUUGCGCAUGUUCAGAGGAAGAAUCUUGCAUGGCACCUGUUCAGAUACCAGGCUUGUCAUGGGUUGAGAUCUCUUAUUCAAGCCCAUAUUCCACAGAAUGCUUGCAGAAGAGAAGAAAUUUAUCAUCUACUGAUUCUUCUGGAUCAACUUCAUGUGGAGGUUCUUUUGUAUAUGUUGGUGAUGUGUCCUCAUUGGCAUAUUCCAUUCAAUUAUCAGCAUAUCAGCCUCGAUGGGCAUCAAUUAUUUUCAGUGCAUAUUUACCAUAUGUGCUGGAGAAGGUUUCGGCUUGUACCUUCCAUGUGUCUGCAACUUUGGGUUUACUAAAUAGCAUGCCGGUAUAUUUUCUGGAUGGGGAAUCUAUUCUGGAGACUAGCUUUUGCUACAUCACCUGGCUAACUCCAAGGCGGCGGCAUAGAGUCCUUCGAUCUUGCCUUGUUGCAGGGACUUUCUUAUCCACCAUUACCAUUCUGAGAAUUCUGUACUCCAUACUGAUAUGACGGAAUUAGCUUACUUUGAAUUAUCACAGGCCGUAUUGUGAGUUGAUCUCUCCUUCCUUGGAUUUUUCAUCAGAUUCUUGGGAGUUAGAUUCCUAUUUCUAAAAUUUUUACAGAGAAGACCAGUUGAACUUGACAAAGUUCUGUUGAAAAGCUCAUCACCAAAUCGGUAUUCUGCCAGCUUUGACAUGUAACAGCUGACCUUGGUUCUGGGCUUCAUCAAUUUAUGGUCUCAGCAUAUGCUUGCCAGGUUGUAAAAGUCCAUACAUUGCGGACAGACGUAGAAUCGUAUCCAGCUAGAGACCCUGUGUCGGAACCAUGUCUAAGCAUCACGUGGGAAUCAGCUUAAGGUAUAGUUCUCAAGCUGCAACCUCAUUUGGAUGCUCUGAAAGAGGUUUCACUGACUGCCUGAGUCUUACCCAAACCCAGCUUCGGGUACGUCUGGGCUUAAGACCACGUUAUUUCGGGGCUUCCAUUUUGCUCUUUUCUCGAAUCCGGCCUGGGGCAAACUGACGGCGAGCAGUCUACGGCGCUCUGCACCAUUACCAGGGAAAAUGAGGGGAUCUAUACGCAGGAACUUUGGCAAACUAGUCCUUCUAACCAUAAUAUUUUGCUGCAGACUUAUGGUCAUCCGUUGUCUUGCUUUUUCUGUAGGGGAAAACAAAAAUCUAAACUUCUCUACAUGUUCUUAUAUAUAUAUAAUUUAUUGUGUUAGAACUUGGAAGCCUUGUGAAUUAGCUCUCAAGUAUGUGUUUGAAGAGGAUCAUAUGUUUUGAAGAAAUCUACAGGGCCUCGCGUGUUGCUAUGAGUGAACAA
This is a messenger RNA of Elaeis guineensis (African oil palm), 2740 nucleotides long. RefSeq names its product membrane-bound transcription factor site-2 protease homolog. Gene Ontology annotation, biological process: regulation of response to endoplasmic reticulum stress; membrane protein intracellular domain proteolysis. Gene Ontology annotation, cellular component: cytoplasm; membrane. Gene Ontology annotation, molecular function: metalloendopeptidase activity. The record is from RefSeq and is a predicted model, not a curated record. Lineage: Eukaryota; Viridiplantae; Streptophyta; Magnoliopsida; Arecales; Arecaceae.